UUCGAUUUGCUAAUUCAUAUCCGCUUUUCUGUAAACUUCGUCAUCGUAAUUUUAGACAAGGACAACGAUCUCCGGUGCAGAGUCAACAAAAGGGCGACUCGGCUACACGGAAAGGAACCUUCGGAGAAAAAAACUCGCUGGAUGGAAGAAGAAUUUGCAAAGCGUCAGGCAAAGCGCAAGGAGAAGGAGCGCAAGCGGAUUCAACUGCCCUCCGGUGAAAUGUCCGAUACAGCAGCAAACACCUCGGUCUCAUUGAGCGAGCACUUGGCCAUCCAUGGCGUGAAUGGCGUUACAUCAACCCAUCAGGAGGUCCAGCAUCAACAGCUCCAGGCCACUGCCGCUGCCUUGAACCCAGCCGCGUCGCAAUUUGAUCCCAACACGGUCAAGACAGCGCUGGCGCUGAACGAUCUGGUCAAGAAGAACGGCGGCGCUCAUCUAGACCUGGCCAGUCUACUUUCGGAUCCCAACCUUGCACGUCAGUUACUCGAACUUGAGGCCUCUAGUGCAGCCGCAGCAGCAGCAGCAACACAGCCCCCAGCCGCGAUGGUGAUCAUGAACACCACGCCCAAAUCUGAUCCGGAGGCUGUCAAAACCAGCCAUAUGUUAGAUACAGAUUACCCCAUGGAUGCUGUUCUGACAUUGAUGCAACUCAAUGGCAGCUGGAAGGCAUAAUCAGACAUUUAUUUUACACAGUCAGCAGUGCUGUUGCAUAUCCAAUAAACAAAGAAACAAAAAUACUGUUGGCAUUUUAUUUGCAG
Molecule: messenger RNA, 758 nt
Organism: Gamsiella multidivaricata
Lineage: Eukaryota; Fungi; Mortierellomycota; Mortierellomycetes; Mortierellales; Mortierellaceae
Exons: 1
Coding region: 142-672 (176 amino acids)
Source: RefSeq, a predicted model, not a curated record